This is a messenger RNA of Papaver somniferum (opium poppy), 2210 nucleotides long. RefSeq lists its product as uncharacterized. The transcript has 2 exons. Bases 302 to 2005 code for a protein of 567 amino acids. NCBI's taxonomy places the organism in Eukaryota, Viridiplantae, Streptophyta, Magnoliopsida, Ranunculales, Papaveraceae. The record is from RefSeq and is a predicted model, not a curated record. Gene Ontology annotation, molecular function: protein binding.
UCAAGUAUGCAAACCAUUUCCUUUAUAUAACCUAAAAAUAAUUUAACAGCUCAUCUCAUCUCAUCCAAUUUGCCUCUACUUCUCCUCUGUAAGUAUCAUUCUGUUCUUUAUAAUCCAAAGAAGAACAGAAUUUACUUCUGCCGGGAAAUCUUAUCCAGCUUGGUUGUAAGGGGAAUCUCGCCGGAUAUGAUCGGCAGAUAGUCGGAAUCCGGUAGAUUUCUUGAGUGAGCAUUUGCAGACACUUCUCUCUCAAGUCUCAUCUUUAUUUUUCUUGCAUCAUCUCUUCUUUUCAUUGUGAGAUAUGGGAGCUGCAACUUGUUUGCAAUUGUUACACACACUAGUACCUCAAAUUCACUGUUAUUCAUCUUCUUCUAAGAGAGGAAUCAGUCACAAUGACCGUGUUCUUGUUCAUCGUUUCGAUCGGUCUUCUCUAUUCGGAUCAAAUUCCACAAACUUACUUCAGUUUCAAUCUUCCAAACCUAAAGGUCGAAACUUAAACAUAUUCAAGAGUGCUUGUAGUGCAAACUUCAACCAAUUCUCUAGUGAAGAAGAAGAUUUUUCCGAUGAAGAAUUUUCUAAGCAAAUUCUUGAAUUAGCGAAAAAGUUUCAGCUUUCCGGAGGCGAUGAUGAUUCAUCAGAAACUAAUAAUAACAACAUUAAUCAAUCUGUAGAGGAUUCAGCAACUGAAAUCAUUUCUGAUUCAAGAUUUAAAAAAUUCGAAUUCAGUAACGAGUUCAGUUUUUUAAAUGAAAAAAUUAACAGUAGAAUUCCGUUUCCUGAGCAACCAGAAUGGGCAGGAAACUUAGAUAUAAUUCCAGCCGUGAUCGAAAGAAAAGCAAACAGCGUCGAUCUACCAAUAUCUCUUCGGAUUAUAAAGCGAAAGAAUCAAUGGGAAGAAGGGUUUAAAGAAGCAGGGGAAGUAGCUUCAUGUUCAGUAAAGAAAGCAUUUUCAUCAAUGGUGUUUAUAAUCAGAGAAAUCCAAAGCUAUACGUUACAAAUGAGAGAGGUCUUGUUCUACGAAAAUGUUCAAGGAAUUCUUUCUAGAGUUCAGAAAGAAAUGAACGCGUCUUUUGUCUGGUUAUUUCAACAAGUUUUCUCUCAUACUCCAACUCUAAUGGUUUCAGUUAUGAUCCUCCUUGCAAAUUUUACAGUUUAUUCGAUGUCGAAUAAUACUGCAAUUGCUUCUCCAAUGAUUCCCCAAGUCAUGACAACCGAGAGUGUUCAAGUAACAGAAAAUUAUCAGACGACUCAUCGAAAACCAACGUUUGAUUCUUCAUCAAUCAAGACAUUCUCUGUCUCACCAAUUGGAGGAAAUAACAAUGGCAACGGAAAUGGCAAUGGGAAGAUUAAGUUAAUUGCAAGUGGAGCUGAAGGUGGAGAUGGAUCUCUAUCUUCUACAUCCAAUUUACGUCGUUCGAUUCUUCCAGAUGAAAUCUCUCAAGAAGUUUCGUCAGUUGGAAACACUAAAGAGAUAGUAAUGCGAGAAGAAGAAGUAAAACUAUGGAAUUCAAUGGUUGAAGAAGCUUCAAAAACAAGGGAUGAAAGUUUAGAUGAAGAAACAAUGAAACGAUUCGUAUCACCUGUAAAAGUUGAAGUCGAACAAGAAGAUUUCACAGAAUAUUUCAAGACUGAACUUCUUUACCAACUCGCUUUAUCGAAAGAACCUCAGAACCCUCUUCUUCUCUCUAACUACGCCCAGUUUCUCUAUCUCGUUGUUCAUGACCAUGACAGAGCGGAAGAUUACUUCAAUCGUGCAAUUAGUGUUGAAUCAGUGGUACCAGAUGCAGAAAUUCUAAGUCGUUAUGCGAAUUUCUUAUGGCUAGCAAAGAAAGAUAUAGGUGCAGCGGAAACAACAUACUUGGAAGCAAUAGCGGCAGAACCAAGCAACCCAUUUUAUGCAUCAAAUUAUGCUCAUUUUCUAUGGAGUACCGGUGCUGAUGAUACUUGUUACCCAUUAGACUCUCCUUCCAAUUCAACUUCUUUCGGUGCCACCAAUGAUGCUUAGAUAUUAAGAGUAGUAUAUACCAUGAUGUAGGUUUAGCUCAUAACUCCCUUCUAAAACUAGUCACUGCUCUGUUAUCUACAUCUUUUUUUUUUCUCAAAAUUACUUGUAAUUGAUUCAAAUUUCAUAGCAUCAAUCAAUAUAGGAUAUGAAAUGAGAUAAGAAAGAGAUGAAUUAUCUAACAACCAGACCGAACUUAGGUUGUUCA